Messenger RNA from Penaeus monodon (black tiger shrimp), 504 nucleotides. RefSeq names its product neuroligin 4-like. Gene Ontology annotation, cellular component: synapse; cell surface; postsynaptic membrane. Lineage: Eukaryota; Metazoa; Arthropoda; Malacostraca; Decapoda; Penaeidae. Gene Ontology annotation, biological process: chemical synaptic transmission; modulation of chemical synaptic transmission; presynaptic membrane assembly. Bases 16 to 504 code for a protein of 162 amino acids. Gene Ontology annotation, molecular function: neurexin family protein binding; signaling receptor activity. The record is from RefSeq and is a predicted model, not a curated record. The transcript has 2 exons.
GCGUGCUUGUGGCAAAUGUCCAUUGCAUCUGUGGGCGUGACUAUAGCCCCGGAGCCGCCCCCCGCGACGCCCAUCAUCACCACCAAGUACGGGCAGCUGCGUGGUUUCUACCAGAGCGUGAGCGGGUACGGGCUGCGGGUUGCCACGUACCUGGGCGUUCCCUACGCUACCCCGCCCGUGGGGGCCAACCGCUUCAGCCCCACCCGCACGCUGUCCCAGUGGGUGGGUGUGCACGAGGCCACCAGCUUUGGGCCGGCGUGCCCCCAGCGCCUGCCCGACGUCAGCAAUGAGACGGCCGCCCUCGGGAGGCUGUCGCGAGGCCGCCUCCAGGCCAUCCGGAGGUAUCUGCCGGCGCUGCGGCGGCAGAGCGAGGACUGCCUCUACCUCAACCUCUACGUCCCGGAUGAAGAAAUGACCAGAAAAAAAUUAAUGCAGAGAAUCCACACAGAAGCGCGUCGAGUUCAGCAGAGAAACCCGGACGUAACUCGACAGCUGAAGGAGUAG